CCAACUCUAUCAGUCAUGGACUCCUUCACCUACUUCAAGUUUAAGCUAUGCUUUACUAUCUUCUUCUUCAUACAUUAUGGUCUGGCCUCCGCGCAGCUAUCACCGAAUUUCUAUGCAAGUUCAUGCCCCCAAGCCUUGUCGACUAUUAAGUCUGUUGUUGACUCUGUUGUGUCUCAAGAGCGUCGGAUGGGUGCCUCUCUUCUACGUCUCCAUUUCCAUGACUGCUUUGUUAAUGGUUGUGAUGGAUCUGUACUGUUAGACAACACUACAACCUUCACAGGAGAGAAAUCAGCUGGGGGUAAUAUAAAUUCGCUGCGAGGAUUCAAGGUGGUGGAUAGAAUGAAGUCCCACCUAGAGAGAAUCUGUCCCGGCGUUGUUUCUUGUGCCGACAUCCUCGCCAUUGCUGCUCGUGACUCAGUCGUCGCUUUGGGUGGAUCCUCAUGGACAGUCCGUUUAGGAAGGAGAGAUUCAACUACUGCAAGCUUAAGUGCUGCAAACAGCAACCUCCCAUCUGCUUUCGCGAAUAUUACUGCUCUCACAUCCCUCUUCUCCAGCAAAGGACUUAGUGCCAAGGAUUUGGUGGCACUUUCAGGAUCUCACACAGUAGGGAUGGCAAGGUGCACAGUAUUCCGAGCUCGGAUCUACAAAGAAACCAACAUAAACACGGCAUAUGCGAAAUCUUUGAAGUCGAAUUGUCCCAGCUCAGGUGGUGACAGCAUUAUCUCCCCUCUCGACACCACUCCUAAUGCCUUUGAUAGCUCUUAUUACACCAACUUGCUCAAACUCAAGGGCCUUCUACACUCAGAUCAAGCACUCUUCAGUGGUGGUGGUGGCUUCUUUGAUUCUCAAGUCAAGGCUUAUAGUGCCAAUUCUGCAUCUUUCUUCAAAGAUUUUGGAAAAGCCAUGAUUAAGAUGGGAAACAUUAGCCCACUCACCGGCUCUAAGGGUCAGAUUAGGACCAAUUGUAGGAAAGUUAAUUCAGGUUAAGAGACUCAAUUUUCUUUAAUUUUCAAUGCUCUAAUAUGUUUUUUUAUCAUAUUCGAUCUAAAUGUUCAUUGCUCCUUGGCAAUCUUGAUGUACUUAAUAAGCAAAGCAAAAUGGUUUGAUGAUACUAAAUAAUCCAAUAAAUAUUAAGAAUCAAAUAAAAUCAUGUAUAAGUAAGCUGUUAGUCUCUUUGAAUUUGUAAUUUAACUCAAUGACACUUUCAUAGAGAUGAUCGUCCAAGAAAAAUGCUUUCUUAUAUUCCACAACUUAUUGUGAAAUAGAGGCUAUUGUUUGGGCUUUGGGUCUUGAGAGUGCUCUAGGUCCGGAUGGUUUUUUGGAUGUAUUUUUUUGAAAAUAUUGGGUUUUUAUUGGUAUGAA
Macadamia integrifolia is the source of this 1362-nucleotide messenger RNA. RefSeq names its product cationic peroxidase 1-like. Gene Ontology annotation, biological process: response to oxidative stress; hydrogen peroxide catabolic process. The transcript has 4 exons. NCBI's taxonomy places the organism in Eukaryota, Viridiplantae, Streptophyta, Magnoliopsida, Proteales, Proteaceae. Gene Ontology annotation, molecular function: heme binding; peroxidase activity. The record is from RefSeq and is a predicted model, not a curated record. Bases 16 to 987 code for a protein of 323 amino acids.